Molecule: messenger RNA, 1129 nt
Organism: Cyprinodon tularosa
Lineage: Eukaryota; Metazoa; Chordata; Actinopteri; Cyprinodontiformes; Cyprinodontidae
Gene: nifk
Product: nucleolar protein interacting with the FHA domain of MKI67
Exons: 6
Coding region: 16-975 (319 amino acids)
Biological process (GO): maturation of LSU-rRNA from tricistronic rRNA transcript (SSU-rRNA, 5.8S rRNA, LSU-rRNA)
Cellular component (GO): nucleolus
Molecular function (GO): RNA binding
Source: RefSeq, a predicted model, not a curated record
AUCACGUCCGCGUCAAUGCGGGGUCCUUGGUUGUUCUCCCCCCGGCCAGCAGAGGGCGCUGUGAGCUUCCGGAGCAGACCGCUCCUUCCGUUCCUCUCAGCACAUGUUGUGGAGCAGCAGCGGCUGUUGGAGCUGAAGAUGACGGAGAGCAAAGCGGAGAGUUCCUCCCAGAGACCCAGAGAGCUUCUGGCUCUGGACCCGGAGCAUGAGGCCGAGUUCAAGAAGAAGGUCCAGGAGGUGAAGAAGAACCGGGCCAAGAAGGGCAGCCGUCUGACUCCAGGCGUUCUCUACGUGGCCCAUCUUCCUCACGGCCUCUUCGAGCCGCAGCUCAGGUCCUACUUCGAACAGUUUGGGAAAGUCCUGCGACUCCGACUCUCCAGGAGCAAAAAGACAGGGGGCAGCAAAGGCUACGCCUUCGUGGAGUUCGAGUGUGACGAAGUCGCCAAGAUCGUCGCGGAGACCAUGAACAACUACCUGAUGGGAGAGAGGCUGAUCAAAUGUCAGCUCCUCCCCCCAGAGAAGGUCCAUGAGAAGCUGUUUGUCGGCUCCCAGCGGAUGUUCCGGCGCCCGUGCGACCCGGCGGCGGCGCGCUACAACAGGAAGCGCUCGGCGGAGCAGCUGGCCCAGAUGACCCGCCGCCUGCUGCGCAAAGAGUCCAAACUGCGGCGAAAGCUGGCGGAGCGCGGCGUCCACUACGACUUCCCGGGAUUCGCGGCCCAGCUCCCUCAGAAGACCUCCAACGACGUCAAUGUUUCUUCGUGCAGCGAGGACGCCACGCCCGUCUGCACGCCGUCUUUCCUGGAGAGGAGGAAAUCCACCAUAGUCAUCGAAGACGACGACGACGAGGAGAUCGUCAUCAACAUGCCUGCUGUGAAGGACGACGGUGACGAUGAUGAUGAAGACUGCUUCGAGGUGGUGGAGGGGAGUGAUGAAGAGGAGGAAGAUGAUGAUGAAGAAGAGGAGGAGACCCAGUGAAUGUCUUCAAGGUUCUGAAGACGACUUGGACAAUGAGGGACAGUCGCAGCUCGGCCCGCUUCCACAGAACAAACCAGAACUGCCGGGACUCCAGAACCGGGCCCACUGCGGGGGGGAGGGGGGUCCCGGCUGGAUCGGAACCGGGCCCACUGCG